Paraphaeosphaeria sporulosa is the source of this 3358-nucleotide messenger RNA. Its product is annotated as ARM repeat-containing protein. Bases 146 to 3055 code for a protein of 969 amino acids. Lineage: Eukaryota; Fungi; Ascomycota; Dothideomycetes; Pleosporales; Didymosphaeriaceae. Gene Ontology annotation, biological process: protein import into nucleus. The record is from RefSeq and is a predicted model, not a curated record. The transcript is spliced from 5 exons. Gene Ontology annotation, cellular component: nuclear membrane; cytoplasm. Gene Ontology annotation, molecular function: small GTPase binding.
GACCACCCCACCUUCAUACAGCAGCCGCCUUCCUGACCGGCGCACCUGCCUCGAGCCUGCGAACCCUCGAUAGCCGCGACUCACCCCACCACGAAUAUAUCUGCGCCUUGCUCGCUCCCGUAUAGCCCCCGCGGGACCGCCCACCAUGGCAUCCAACGGUGUGCAGAACGUCUUCGCGCCGGUGCUGGCGGCGCACAACACCAUGUCCUCUGGCGCCGACCGUGCACAGAAAGAGCAGGCGCACCAGUUCCUCGAGCAGUUCCAGAAAUCGGACGAGGCAUGGACGACGACACUUGCCAUGCUUGAAGCCAACAACGUGGACGCUGCGGCAAAGCUGUUUGCGGUCACCACACUCAAGGGCAAGAUCGUCUAUGACUUGCACCAGCUGCCCCGCGAGACGCUCCCGAAGCUGCGCGAGACCAUUAUCAGAAACUUGGCGACCUUCCAUGCUGGUCCUAAGCCUAUCCGGCUGCAGCUGUGCGUAUGCCUGGCGAACCUGGCGAUACAGAUGACAGAGUGGAAGGAUGUCCUACCCUUGAUAUUAUCAACACUGGGCUCAGACCCUGCCACCCUGCCUUGCGUUCUAGAUUUCCUCCGUGUUCUGCCAGAAGAGGUCACACAUGGCCGGAAAAUCGCUCUUACAGAAACCGAGUUGCAAAUGAGGACGUCCGAAUUGAUCGAGGAAAACGCCCAACAGGCCCUGAACCUCCUCGUGCAGUAUGCUCAAUCAUCCCCCGCCGCCUCUCAAAAUCCUCAGCUACUGAACUGCAUUACAUCCUGGAUGCGAGAAGUCGCGAUGGACGACAUUAUUAAGUCGCCUCUGCUGGGAGUCAUCUUCGCGGCUCUAUCAGCACCGGAUGCCUUCGAGGCCGCUGUCGAAUGUGUGUGUGCAUUGAUCGCCGAGACUAGGGACGUCGACGAGUCAACCAACACGAUUUUGGUGCUGUAUCCCCAGGUGCUGGCAUUGCGACCAACACUUGCUCGGGCGGCUGAGGAAGAAGACACAGAGACGUACAAGGGCAUUGCUCGGAUCUUCGCCGAAGCAGGAGAGGCGUGGUGCUUGCUUAUCGCAAGGAUACCUGACCAGUUCGGCGGACUGGUUGAAGCUAUCCUGGAGACAGCGGCAUUGGACAAGGAGCGGGACGCCAUAUCUCAUACCUUCAAGUUCUGGUAUGACCUGAAGCAGUAUCUUACGCUCGAGAAGUACACGCCUGCUCGACACCAAAUGGCAGAUAUAUACUCCAAGCUUGUCGACAUCAUGAUUGGCCACUUGGAGUAUCCAAAACCGGAAAGCGGCGACGAGAAAGAUCUUUUCGAGGGAGAUCGCGAGCAGGAGGAGAAGUUCCGCGAAUUCCGACAUCAGAUGGGCGACGUGUUGAAAGACUGCUGUGAGGUUAUGAGCGUCACAGAAUGCCUUCAGAAACCGUACAACCUCAUCCAGGCGUGGGUACAAACAUAUGCUUCGCAGGCAGGUCCAAAUCACGUUCCUGAAUGGCAAAAACUGGAGGCUCCGUUGUUCGCUGUGCGGGCUAUGGGGCGCAUGGUACCACCCGACGAGAACGUCAUGCUGCCUCAACUCAUCCCAGUUAUGGUGCAAAUCCCAGACCAUCCCAAAGUCCGUUUCCAAGCUGUCAUGGCAUUGGGUAGGUACACCGAAUGGACUGCGCAACAUCCAGAUACCCUACAACCUCAACUUGACUACAUCAUGGGCGCUUUCGACCACACCUCGAAAGACGUAACACGUGCUGCAGCUCUUUCCUUCAAAUUCUUCUGCAAUGACUGCGCGAGCUCCCUCGUCGGUUUCAUUGGACCUCUCCAACAAUUCUACGCCAAAUAUCUCGACGUCCUACCUGUCAGCAGCCAAGAGGAGAUAACGGAUGGUGUUGCUUCUGUCAUGGCAAAAGUACCCCUGGAGCAGCUGUAUCCUACGCUAAAGCUGUACUGCGACCCGGUGCUGCAGAGCAUUAUGUCUAUCGCGAACGAAGCCAAGGACGACCCGUCGCAGAAGCUUCUGGCAGACAAAAUCAACCUUCUUACCAUCUUCAUUGAAGUGGUGAGGCCGCAAGUGCCGGCGGCACAAGAACACCCAGCAGUCAAGUACUGCCAAGAGAUAUUUCCCAUGCUUGGCAACAUUGUAUCGCAUUUCUCGAAGAGCGUUCCGGUUCUCGAGAGAGUGUGCCGAUGCUGGCGAUAUAUGGUACUAUCAUACAGGACGGCGAUGCGGCCAUUACUUCCGUUGCUCGCGACUCAACUCGUACAAGGAUUCGAAUCAUCGAGACAGGGCUGCUUCCUAUGGGCCACAGCAUCCAUCGUCCGCGAGUUCUCAGCCGGUGCGGAGGAGUUUGACUCAAGCCUGACGAACGAUGUCUUCCAAUUUUACGAACAGCAAGCUAAGACCUUCCUGAGAAUACUCAGCGAUCUUCCGCCAGAAGAUCUUCCCGACAUGAUCGAGGAUUUCUUCCGCUUGGCUGGCGAGAUGGCUAUGUAUUACCCGAUUGAGUCCAUAUCGUCAUCGCUCAUGGACACCAUCCUCCUGGCUGCCUGCUCGUCUCUCACGCUGCUAAAAGAAGAGCCUAUCAUUGCAACUCUUCACUUCUUGCGAGACCUCCUCGGCUACGGCCGGAAUUUGUCACCAUCCAGCAGCUUCGACAACUCCCGCCACGAAGUCCCCGAGCAGAUACAGACACGUGUGAAGCAACUUGUGGCUGCUGCCGGCAUACAACUUGUACAACGCAUCAUGACAGGCAUGAUGUACAGCUUCCCCGAAGGCUGCUUCCCGGAUGCAUCGGGUGUGCUGCUUGACUUGUUCGAAUUGAUGCCAGAACAAGUCGCGGGCUGGGUGCAACAGACUGUAGGGAUGCUGCCUCAGGGUAGCAUCACGCCACAAGAAAGCGAGCGCUUCCUAAACAAUAUUAGACAGCGAAUCCAGACGGGAGACAUUCGCAUGAUCCGCACCAUCCUGCAAGACUUCACGACGAGCUACAGGCGGAGAAAUGUGGCGCCCCGUGAGGGCCUUGGUAGGCUAGAAGCCAGUCGAUUUAGGUUCUCCGGUUGAUCGUCUGAUCUACCAGAAGGUGUCUAUCAAUGCGAUAGCAACGUCGCUAGUCAAACCGGCUUAACAGAUUCAGAGGAUAGUUAAGUGGAGGUUACAGCACCUGUAGAUAUAUUUGGAAUUAGCAGCAUGAGCGACGAUUGUGCAUUUAGCAUGGCGGGUGGGAUUUGGGUCGACGGGUAGCAUAGGUUGGGGAGCAAAGUGGCUGUUCUUUUAGAUACCGAUAUUUCGAUUCUGCACCGAUGAUAGAUGGAUCAACAUAGCGUAGUGAUCCAAGUUACUGGAAGUAUUGAUCUCUUGUCUGUG